This is a messenger RNA of Gryllus bimaculatus (two-spotted cricket), 2728 nucleotides long. The record is from the annotation of a GenBank genome assembly. NCBI's taxonomy places the organism in Eukaryota, Metazoa, Arthropoda, Insecta, Orthoptera, Gryllidae.
AUGUGGACUUCGCGACGGCUCGAAGCAACUGUGCUGGUGCUGCUAAGAGUGGACAUUUUAUCGAUAUUACCGGUGGUUCAGUGUUUUGGAUUGAUAUAUGAACAUAAAUUUGAAGCUCUUGGUAUGUCUACGGUUGCAAUCAGUUUUCUUAUUCACAUCAACAAUGGGGUAGCUUCAAUUCUUGGUAUGGGUCAAGGAAUACUGUAUCCGUCGACGUCCUUAGCAAUCAAUUCUCACUUCAAAGUUCGUCGUAGUUUAGCUGUAGGUCUCUCAGUGGCUGCAACGAGUUUUGGUCCCGUCCUCAGUCCAUACGCAGUGAACGCCUUACUCUUCAACUACGGAACCUCGGGAACCGUUCUCUUGUUGGGAGGCGUGGCGCUUCAUUCACUGGCAGGCGGGAUGCUUCUGCAGCCGCCGCCCCGAGCCAGCACUGCAGAAGACGCAACGAAAGAGAAGCUGCUGGAAAUGAAAAAUCGAAGUGAUUGUUCACAAAAGAAACAAGAAACAAAUGAUUCAGUAAUUAAAUCACCUACUCCGUUAAAACCUUUAAUGCAGAUAUCAGAACAUCAAACUCUUGUUGAUGAGUUAAAAGGCAAAGGACAUAUUCCAAUCGCCAAAAAGACCUGCACGCGUGUGGUGAAAGCUUUGGAUCUUGAUCUUUUAAAAGAUCCAAUAUAUGUAAAUAUUGCAAUGGGAAUGGGCAUUUCUAUUGCAUCAGAAUUUAACUUCCACAUGCUGUUACCAUUCAUUUUGGUAGAUAUGGCUGAUCUCGACAAGCCAACUCUUGCUACAGUUAUGUCUGUCCAAGCUGGUGCUGAUAUAACUGCUCGAAUAGUCUCUCCACUAUUAGCCAAUUGGUUUCACUGGAAUGCUCGAUUCGCUUAUUUGGCAUCACUACUUGGCUCCAUGGUGGGAAGAACAGUUCUAGCUCAUUUUCAUCAUGACUGUAAAAUAAUAUUAAUCCAGGCAAUUAUUGUUGGAAUAUUCAAAGGCUUAAAAGCUGUGUUUCAAGCAUUAGUUCUUCCUAACUAUGUGCCACUUGACAAAUUGCCUGCAGCUAGUGGCCUCUACAUGAUCCUAAAUGGAAUUUUAUCCAUGAUCUGUGGACCUCUAAUUGGAUAUGUGCGAGAUACAAGCGAUUCAUAUGUGAAUGCUCUUUAUGCAACAUCUGGAUUGUCACUCUUUUGUGUAUUUUCAUGGGGAGCAGAACAUUUAUAUGUACAUUUUUCAAAAUGGAAACACAUGGGAAUUGAAGAAUCCACUGCAUAAGAUGAAGAAGGACGAUGUUUGAGCAAUUGCAACUAAAUGAUGAAAUUUGAAUUAAUGUUCCUUUAGUUCAAAAAUCAAGAGGCAAAGCUCUAUAAAUAGCACAAAACUUAAUGAAUGUUUCAAACAAAUCUAAGGACAAGCCUAAGGACAUUGAAAUUUAAGAUGUGGCAAAAUUAUAUUUUUAGAACAUUUUUUUAUUGUAUAUUUGAAAAUAUAUACUCAUUUGAGUUGUUUAUCGAAAUGUGUACUAUUAUUCAUUUAUAUCAUCAUGACAGUCAAUGAUUAUUGAACCAUGACGAAUGAGAUAUCUUUCAUCAUUCGUCAAUUUAUAAGAAAAUUAAUGAUGACAGUUAGUCAGAAGAAAUAACAAACAUUGUAAUUUCAUUCAAAAAUGGUAAUUGUUACUUCUUUCAUUUUUUUAUUUCUUCCUUUUUUGAGACUAAAACAACUAAAAGUAUAUUCAUUUUUGAUAGGGAAAUAAAACAGUUAAAAUAGUAACAAAAAUGAAACUAAGAGAAAAAAUGAAAUUUAAAAUUAAUCUAAAGUUUCCAUGUGAAAAUAAUAAUGUGAUAUUUAGUCUGAAAUACAUUAUAAUAGUAUUGAUUGUGGAGUAAAGAUAUAAUGCUUAUGAAAUUAAAAAAUGUUUUCAAUGAUUUUACUAAUAACUAAUAAUCUUGACAUGUGACUAAUGAUUAUGUCUCGAAAAAACAUUAAAAGAUUUGUCACUCAUUAGAAAAUUAAAACCUUAUAUGAUGUAAUUUAAUAUUAAAUUGAUUUUUGAGCAUUAGUUGAACAAUUAACUGAUGCUUCUGUGUUCUCUUUGACUAGAGCUAUACUGUAUUUGUAACCGUUGAAGCAAAUGCAUGUGACUUGGUGUGUGCUAACAGUCAGUUGUGUGUCAUGAGUUGAAAUACGCUAGAAUCCACCUAUAAUCAGGGGAAGAUAUGUGUGUCAAGUCAUUGGGCUGCAUUCCAACAAUUUUAUAACUUAUUCACUAAAGCUUUACAAAACUUUUUUUUAGCUUUGACCUGCUUAUUCUUAAUUGAUUUGUAUUCAAAUUUAAAGAAUUUUAUUGAAAACAUGAAGAAGUUAAUAUUAUUUCCUGUGCAAAAAGUCUGUUUCCAUUGUUUCAAUCCACUUGCUCUAGUUAGUACAUAAAAAUCUUCUGUACAAAUUCAAGACUACACCAAACAAGAAAAAUAUUUUGUUUGCAUUUAACUUUGUUACCAUAUUUUUUCAGUAUUUGCACAUUUUCAGACAUAGUGAAUGUCAAAUUCCCUUUUGAUGCUUUAUUAAAUGUCCAUACAGAUCUUAUAUGAUAUGGAUAUGAAAUAUACUAAAGAAUCUGUACCUGCAUUUUAUUCAGUAGAAUUAUGUGGUUAUUUAUUAAGAAUAUUGCCUUCAAUGAUAUUGUUCUCAAAGUUUUGUAUUUGAGUAAUAUAUGAAGAUUCAAUUUUUA